AUGUGGCACCAACCCCUCCAGCCUGACUCAACCCUAACCAAGGCCCACACUCCAGGAAAAAAAAGUGAAAACAGCACAGAAGCCCAGCUUGUCCCUUGCUCACUGGCUGCCGCGUGCAGAGCUCUUGUACCCGACACUUUUGGACCAGAGCUCCGAGUGCAAGAAGGCUGCACCCGACACCUGGGCUCCACGUGCAGAAGCGCUGCGCACCGCAGUGAGAUUCAAGAUGGUGGUGGCAGGCGGAGUGCAGAGACGCUGCGUGGGGCGCUGCACCCCACCAGGAGCGCCAUCCCCAACAGCUUCAGAGGUAGGAACAUGAAACUCGACAGAUCUGAUUAA
Messenger RNA from Rangifer tarandus platyrhynchus (Svalbard reindeer), 339 nucleotides. Lineage: Eukaryota; Metazoa; Chordata; Mammalia; Artiodactyla; Cervidae. The record is from the annotation of a GenBank genome assembly.